Molecule: messenger RNA, 780 nt
Organism: Rotaria sordida
Lineage: Eukaryota; Metazoa; Rotifera; Eurotatoria; Philodinida; Philodinidae
Source: the annotation of a GenBank genome assembly
AUGGAUUUAUCGGUUGUACCAAUUUCUUAUUGGAGCUAUUGGGCAAAUGUAAUUUAUAUUCUCGGUAUGUUUGGAUAUUUAACAAUUGAUACAAUUAAUUAUAUAUUCAAAUCAUUUAAUGAAUCUCUUUCUUGUUUUAUCUAUGUUUUUCUUGCUAUUCUAUUUGUAAUUGAUGCUACUUUAUAUAUCAUUGAUUGGUAUAUGUAUGCUGUAAAAUUACGUCAAAAUAAAGAUGAAGCAAUACAAUAUGAAGCUGAAUUAGUUGCCUGUCUUUUACAAAAUCUUGGUAGUUAUUUUUAUUUAAUUAGUGCUUUAUUAGCUUUUAAUAAAAGUCAAUUUACGAAAAUAAUUUUAUUAUUUAAUCUUAUUGGUAUUAAUGCUUUUUUAAUUGAAUCUGGUUUUAUAUUUCUUGGAUGGCGUAUUUCAUUUCGAAGAAAACCUUCAACUAAUCCAAAACGUGGUUGUGUUCCACAAGAUGUUUAUAUGUGGGCAUUUAUAAUAUAUACUCUUGCUAGUUUGAUUUAUUUAUGUGCAACAACAUUAGCCUAUCGUCUUUAUAUGAAUUUAAACAUUGUCAAUUCAAAUGGUGUACUUAUAUUACAAAUGUUAGGUGAUCUUGUCUAUUUAUUUGAUGCUUAUCUUUAUUAUGAAUGUUGGCAACGUGAUAAAGAAGACCAUGAUAGAGAUACAGAACGGCAAAGAUUAAUUGCACUUAACUUAGUAAAACAAUCAACAAUAGAAAAUUUUAAUCCUGAUAAAAAAACUGAUGAUAAUAAAUAA